Vigna angularis (adzuki bean) is the source of this 774-nucleotide messenger RNA. RefSeq lists its product as uncharacterized. Bases 39 to 626 code for a protein of 195 amino acids. The record is from RefSeq and is a predicted model, not a curated record. The transcript has 4 exons. Lineage: Eukaryota; Viridiplantae; Streptophyta; Magnoliopsida; Fabales; Fabaceae. Gene Ontology annotation, molecular function: zinc ion binding; nucleic acid binding; endonuclease activity.
AUGUGAAAUUGGAUAAGGAAGAAAAAGGGGCCAAGAGAAUGAAGGGUAGUAUUGCUACUGAGUCGAGUAGCAGAGAAGAAAGAAGAAGGAGGGCGAGGUCUUCGUCACCACUGAAGGACAGAUCCAAAACCUCUUCGUCUAAGUUAUCUUCUCCAUCCAAACGAAGCACAUCACCCUCUGCCACUGUCCUCGACGUUGACCAUGACGUAUUCUCUCUCUCUCACGAUUAUCCUAACCCUAACCCUCGGAGCUUCCCUCACAGCGUUAAGCAGAAAUGCUGGGAAAAGGCAGACAAGGUCAAAGGACGAGACCCCGACCGCUGGCGCAGGGACGCCCUCGGCAAUACUGUCUUUCGCAAGCUCGUAGGUUGCCCCGGUUGUCUCUGUCAUGACUACGACCACAUUGUCCCUUACUCUAAGGGGGGAGAAAGCACUCUGGAAAACUGUCAAGUAUUACAGGCAACAGUUAAUCGUUCAAAGGGUAACCGAACAGAUAUCUCCAAAGCUGAACUUAUUCAAAAGAGUUCUUAUUGCAGGGUUUCAGAUCGUGAUAUGGAUCUUCUUGAACUGUCUGCCUAUGGUAAUGUCCGGCGUGGACCCGAUACUGGGGGAUGUAGAAUCCAAUGAACAUUUUUCUCCAUAUUAAUUUACUCAGUGAUUGAUUUCUAGAUGAGUUUAAAUGAAGACCUUGUAGCUAUUCAUCCUGACAAAAUCUUUGGGGCUUCAUUUGUGUACAGACAAGUUAAAACUGCAAAGAAAGUGAUGGCAUUUUUCA